This is a messenger RNA of Thalassophryne amazonica, 4679 nucleotides long. It is a transcript of the gene niban1a, whose product is annotated as niban apoptosis regulator 1a. The transcript has 14 exons. NCBI's taxonomy places the organism in Eukaryota, Metazoa, Chordata, Actinopteri, Batrachoidiformes, Batrachoididae. Bases 180 to 2900 code for a protein of 906 amino acids. The record is from RefSeq and is a predicted model, not a curated record.
CUUCAGACAGCUGAUGGACUUCCUCUCCGGGUUUGGAGCAGCGGUGUAGAACCAGAAAAAUGAAGCCUGGCUGAGACUCAGGCGGCGCAUCACAGAGAAUGUCAUUCAUGUCUGUGACAUCAUCGGGCUUUAGGGCUUCAGAGGAGGCGACGUGGCCUUAAUGGAAAGCUGAUAUCCAGAUGAGACUGAAGCGGAGCUGCAGCGGUUCAGUCCGUACUACAGGAGACAGUUCUCUGUGGUCCACUUCAGCCGGGUGGAGGAGGAGCUGGAGCCGGACCGAAAGACUGUCGGGCAGCUGCUCAAACACCGGGUACGUCUACCGCCGCUGUUUACCCUCCAACAGGCAGCGCUGCCGCCUGCAAAAAAAGACCACCCAGGAUGCCGAGGUGCUGUUCGAGGACAGAGUACUUUAUUUUGACGACCACAGGAAGUGGAAAAAAAGGUAUGUGGUGGUGCGAGCCAACUACUGCCUGGAGUGCCACGACAGCCUGGAGACUUUUGUCAAAGGAAUUCAUGUGAGCCAAAAGCUGCUGCCAACAGGGGGCACUGUUCUGACCUCAGAGGCAGAUUACAUGGCAAUGGUGGACAAGUGUUUCCCCGACAACACCUAUGUGAAGGAGGACUUCAGCCCACCUGUGUCAGGGAUGCCAGGACAGUUCCCAGUCUACUUGCGUCUGCCCUACAGGAGGGACUCGUACUUCUGCUUCCAUCAGGAACCCAAACGGGCUGCCUUUGUUUCCAUCCUGACCGACUGCAUUCGACACCAGAAUCACGACUUCCUAAAGAAGAAGACGUGCGAGGUCCAGGCGUUCCUCAAAGCCAUCCAGUUCUACAGGGAGGACAAAGGCCAGUACGAGGCGUGGAACAUGCUGAUCGGUAGCGAUGUCCGGGUGAUGGCCAACCUGGUACUGGAGCAACUGUUACCGUCGCUGCAGAAGGACAUGCUGCCUCACCUCAAAGCCAAGAAGACAGAAAAGAAACGCGUGUGGUUUGCGACGGUGGAGGCGGCUUACAUCCUGGUCCAGGAGCGUCUGCUGGAAGGACUCACUGCACUGAAGGAGGAGUGUCGCAGGUCGGCCCGCCAGGAGGAGGUGCUGAUUCGCACCGACAUGGACCAGAUCCUCAGCACCCGACAGCAGCUGGAGGAAAAAAUCCACGCUGUGAUAUCAGAACCGGCACAGAAGUUUUACUCUGAAAACAUCCAGCCGUACCUGAGCUCGAUUCUGGAAGAACUGAUGCAGCCCAUCAGCUCUGGAUUCCAGCAGGGAGGGCAGCUGAGUGAAAGCAUGAUGGACCAAGCGUGCCAGGAUGUCCUCCAGAGGACACACGAGGAGGCCCGAAAGACGCUGGUGGACAUGGCAAGGCCCAACCUGUCGAGCUGCUACCAGGAGAUUGCUUCACUUCAGGAGAAGCUGCCUCAGUUGCAGGAACGGUUUGGUUUCUCCAACGUCACUGGUCUGAUCCACAGUGCACAGAUCGACCUGCAGAAGCUGAUGGAGAGUGCAGCAUUCACAUAUGAGCAGCUACUCUACAAGGCCAUCAAGGACAACCCUCACCUCCCCCAGGCUGCCAUAGAGAAGGCCAAACACAGAGUUCUGAAGCAAUAUGACUACGACAGCAGCUCGGUGAGGAAGAGGAUUUUCCACGAGGGUCUUCUUUCCAUCACUCUGCCCUACAUGAAGAAGAAUCUGGACCCCACCUGCAAAACUGAGCUUAAAGCUCUUGAGCAGUUUGUCAACGCCGAAUACGCGAACUUCAUCAAUGUUGAGAAUGUUUACGAGAGCAUUCUCGUGAAACUUCUGGACAACGAGGUCACCAAAGUCGUGAAGGAGGCAGCGAGCCUGCGGAUGUUCGACCUGAUGACAGACAGCAGAGAGCUGGUGAGUCAGUCCAGUGUCUCUUCUCCCUCUGCAUCCACCCCUGGCAGCCCGGCGGUCGUCCAAGUGUUCCCCAUCCAGUCCUUCGCUGACGAGUCCCAGCAACUGUCCCCUCAGGAGGUCGACGGUGUCAGUCCUCUGAAGAUGUCCGGUGUCCAGGGUGUUGAAGAUGGUGGGCGUAUGCUGCAGAGCGAAACGCCAGUCAUCGUGACGCCUUUGGUGCAAGUCGAAGAAAAUGAAAUGUCUCGGCGUGCCAUUGAAGAGGCAGCGAUGAGUUUUGUUGAAGGAGAGACAAGAGCAGCCACGUCAGGAGACAUUACCUCAGCUGAGACUGCAGUCAAAGAAGCAGCCACUUGCAUUCCAAAAGCUGAAGUCGGUGGAACAGAAGAGGUGGAGACACAGAGUGCAGAAGCUCCAAAGGAAGCACAAGUUGCCUUAUCGGGAGCUGCCACUGCUGUGGAAAGUCUUGACAUCAGGACAAACGCAGAAGAACCAAAACCUGAUCCUACAAACGAAGAAGGCAUCGCCACCACUACACUCGUCAAUGAAGAAGAAACACUGUGCAAGAGCACUGAUGUCAAUGCACAGGCUACCUCUGGUGUUAAAAUGCCUAUACUGACACCCACAGAUAACGUCCUACAUCUGAAGGCGCAAUCGACAACUGGCUCCAUUCCGUCCUCUCUGAAUGUGUCAGUAGGAAGCGAUUCGCCUCUGUCAGACUUGGAGUCUUGUGACAACCUCUCAAUGACCUCUGACCUUAUGGGUGAGGAGGUUAACACUAGCAGAUCACCCGAUGAUCCUUCUGAUGACCAAGCCAUACAAGCGCUAAGCGGCGCCUCAUUGCCUGAGGCACCGACAGAAGCAGCACGUGGCUGUGAUGCAUGUGGGGGCGUUGAACCAGAGUCGAGUGUGAACGUGGACGCAGCGGACACCCCAAACUCUGCAGCUGCUGAGGAGGCUCCAUCCUCGCCCUCUCAACCCCAGCCUGUGGACUGCAUCCAGGAAGUACAAGACCUGGUGUAGCAACCGGUGCAGCCUCGUCCCAGUGCAGUUCCAAAAGAUGCAUGAAGUAUUGCUACGUGUUCUUCCACAGAGCCAAACUGUACAGUCGGGAUAAAGUAGUUAAGGGUAUUUUAUACUGUCGUCCUAAACAAACAAGAAUAUUUCCUAAAUAUAACUGCAGCACUUAAGAGUCUGACCGAUAUAUCAACUGAUAUCAGCCUUCCAUGAACAUAUCAAUAUUGACACUGUUAUUUCUGAUAUGAAAACUUUUACCAAAUAAUCAAUGAAAGAAAUAUACUUUGGUCAUUGGUAAGUGUGUCAUGACCUAACUUGUCCAACAGAGGGCACAAGUUUUACAUUAUUUAUACUGUAAAGCAUGGCUGGGACCCCAUCGCCCCUUGGUCAUAUUAGCUACAAGAUACAGCGGCAAAGGGACCAGCUGUUGUUCAUUUUCAAUCAGAGCGAGUGUUUUACAGCUAAGCCGCCAGCUAGGUGGAGCCAAAUAGAUAAGCCUAUUUUAUUGGAGUAAAGGUAGCGUGAUGUUUUCAUAGUUAUUUAUAAUAGUUUGUUUAAACCAUAAAAACUUAAAGCUUCAAUUACUUUGUCAUAAGCGUUUCAUAAAGAAAUGUUCAGAAUCUUUGCCAUGUUUGAGUAUAUAUCGGCAGAUAUAUCUAUAUCGCAGUCCCCCAAACCCGGAUAUCUGUAUCGGCCUCCUCAGCGUGUCCUCAAAUUACUGAUCGGCAAAUGUUGGCACCUUUCUCAGAGCAGAAACAAGGCAUGGGGGGUGAAUCUGAGAAAUUUUGCAAAGGCUUCCAUAAACUUAGUGCACAUGGCAUGCAGUCAUAAAUUACUUAUGCACAUCACUUCAGUAAAUCAAAGUAUCAGCUUCAUGAUCUACUAAAGAAGCAUAAAAAAAACCCUAAAUAUGUCCAUUUUUUCUGGCAUCCAGUUCUGCUCCUGAAGGCUGCCAGAACUGGAUGUUUAAGUUUCUUCCUCAUAAGUGAACAAAAACGUGGGUCACAUGGCAAAAUUGCAACACACAAUUCAUUCACUCAUUCAUGUGACAGAGUGAGUAUAGUGUGGAGCUGAUCAUCAUCCAGUAAUAUCAGUCACAAGAUUAAGUUUAGUCGUAUCACCAGCUGUGUCGCUGCCUCACGUUAGCCGACGAAGUCUUCGGAACAAAAUUACUUAUCUGGAAACGAGCUGAAGAAAACUGAAUGUUUGUCUGAUACAGCAGAGGACAAAGUUGCUGUAAAGUUUCAUUUAACUCUUAGAAUUGCAAGUCCAAAUCCAGACCUGGAGGACGUUGGGUCUUAGAGCAGGUGGAUCUGUGGCGUAAGAAUUGGACAAACAAGGUACAGACCAGAGUUCAAGUCCAGGUGUGUCUGCGUCCUGGUCUGUCCACUCAGUUGGAAAUGUGAACCAGCCUUGUCUGGGGAAGUAACCUGCGAUGGAUUCGCAUCCCGUGCGGGAGACAUCGUCGACUCUCAUCCGUUUCACUCUGCAAAAUACUGGGACAAACACCAGGAGCCUCCACGAGGCAUCCAGAAGCCUCAGGACCUGUACAGAACUUAGUUUUGUACUUCUAAGAACUUGUCACACACAGUGCCACAUUUUGACAGCAAUUAGUCAACCAGCACGAGGGAAAGCAUAAGUGAUGGCGAAACCAGGCCUCUUGAAGCAUUUGGCAGUUUUCUUUGGCCACUAGGUGGCAUUGUCUAUUAAAAAAAGAAUUCAAUGCACAAUGAACUUCAGUUUCCUUCAAACCUUUUUUGGAAUAAACACUGCCAUCUAGUGGGC